Messenger RNA from Ostrinia furnacalis (Asian corn borer), 450 nucleotides. RefSeq lists its product as uncharacterized. The coding region runs from base 62 to 391 and encodes 109 amino acids. The transcript is spliced from 3 exons. The record is from RefSeq and is a predicted model, not a curated record. Lineage: Eukaryota; Metazoa; Arthropoda; Insecta; Lepidoptera; Crambidae.
UAUAAACUGAGCCAUCAUUUCAAACUGUACAUUUAAGCGAAAGACAACCUCAAAAAUAUAAAUGAAGCUGAUAAUCGUACUGAGUUUAGUGGCGCUGAGAGCGGCAGCGCCUGCCGGCGGUCCACGGGAUGAAAGCAUCAAAUCACCUGGGAUAAAUAGUUUAAAUAAUUUCUACAUACUGUCCGAAAUUACCAAACAGAACAGCAGGUUAUCGCUACAAAAUCCAGUUGAAUAUACCGGCGAAUUCUACCUCGACGGCUCUGAUGGCUACACGUAUCUCGUCACAUAUACUCUGACAGAUCUUUCGAAGGACAAUCGUACAGAUUAUACAGCAGAGCAAGGGCCUGGAUCAGCCCCAGGAGGGUUACUUGCAAGCUUGGUUGGCGGCUAAUCAAAUUUAAACGGCUAACAAACGGUUAUAGUUGAAGAAAUAUAACAAAAUUGUUUAAA